Messenger RNA from Hypanus sabinus (Atlantic stingray), 7110 nucleotides. Its product is annotated as protein TMEPAI-like. Gene Ontology annotation, cellular component: Golgi membrane; early endosome membrane. Gene Ontology annotation, biological process: negative regulation of transforming growth factor beta receptor signaling pathway. The record is from RefSeq and is a predicted model, not a curated record. Bases 1334 to 2056 code for a protein of 240 amino acids. Gene Ontology annotation, molecular function: R-SMAD binding. The transcript is spliced from 4 exons. NCBI's taxonomy places the organism in Eukaryota, Metazoa, Chordata, Chondrichthyes, Myliobatiformes, Dasyatidae.
GUUUGUUCGCUGGUGAUUACACCAUGUUAAAUUCCAUUUACAACUCUGUUCAUGUCUACAUGCAGCAGUAAAUGCUAGGCGCUGACUCUCUCUAAUAAAAGAGUCUAUCCACCUAUCCUUGGCAACUCCCUUGAAUACAAGUCCCACAUUAUCGACAUUCUGGAGGUCACCAUUGACUAGAAACGCAGCUCCACUAGCUACACAAGUGUAUUUUGGUCAUGAGGGCAGGUCGGAGACUGGCUGUCCUGUGACAAAUGAUUAAUUUCCUGACACAUCAGACAUAUGGGAACACUUCCUCCUCAUGCCCGACCCAGCCUGUACCUCCCGAGUCACCAUCCUGCCUUGGAAAUGUUUCUGUGGUCCUUCAUCAUCAUCACUGGGUCUAAACCCAGCAGCUCCCUUCCCAACAUCACUCUGGGGGUGCUUUCACCAGAACUACUAAAGCAAGUUGCCACUACUGCCAACGAAGGAAAGCCCAUUAAAUACCUUGUUCCCAAAGUUUGAAUUUACAGACAAUCCGAAGCCCCUAGCAGGAAUGUCUGCUUGCCCGGUUAAUUAUUGUCUAAAACCAGGUUAUCUGGAAAUUUAUCGUUUUAAUUUUGGGCUGUCUGCGAACUGGCUGCUAUGCUUGUUACACUGCAGAGGCACCUACUUCAGGAAUACCACUUUACAUGCAACACGUAUUCAGAGUGCAAAGUGCAGGUUUAGUUCAUUCGGUUGCACCUAUCCACCAGACCCACUGCCAGUGGAAAUAAACCUACAUCAAAGCUGCAUCAGUGAUGCUGAUCUGCAGCCUGUUGGGAAAGUACAACAUAGCCACCCCAAAGGCAGCACCUGCCCAGGAGUCUCCCUCAUGGACUGAAAGGCAUUCUUCAAACCUGAUGGAAUGAGUACGGUUGACAGUUCUCCACUCUCAGGGCAGAACCGGCCAAACUUGCUAAUAAAGAAGUGGGAGCUGAUAUAACCUGCACAGUUUAAAAGGUCAGUGCAGAUGGUUACUGUGACAGUGAUUAGGGUCCAGGAUAAUCCACAGUGUACUUCUGCCAGCGCCCCAGAAUUGACCUGAAGGACAUUGAUCUCCAAUUGUUAAUUCAGAUGGAAAAUCAAUGGGCCAUUAAAAAUAACUGUGGUGAAUUACCCUGUAGAACAUUGCUGCUUAACGGCAAAGUUCUGGCAGUGAGUUGUGACCAUUUGACUUAACCAUUCAUUUUCGCUUUCCGGUUUGUUGAGGGCAGCUGGUUACAAACGCAAGGAUGGGAGAGGAUGCAGAGCAUUUGAAGAAUCGAAUUUGCUACCACGUGGAGAGGUUGAAGCUAAUAGCACAGAUAAACACAUGAGGGAGGAAGGAACUAGAGCUGAGUUGGAGUUUGUGCAGAUAAUCGUGAUAGUGGUGGUGAUGAUAGUGAUGGUCGUGGUAAUCACCUGCCUCCUCAACCACUACAAACUCUCCACGCGAUCCGUAAUAAACCGACAGAGCCAAAUGCGAAGGCAAGAAGGCACCCUGCAGUCGCAGCAGAUCUACACGCCCAGGUCGACGGACAGGCUGACAGUGCCAUCGUUCUUGCACCGUGAUCGGUUCAGCCGCUUCCAGCCCACCUACCCCUACCUGCAGCACGAGAUCGACCUCCCCCCCACCAUCUCGCUGUCCGAUGGCGAAGAGCCCCCUCCCUACCAGGGUCCGUGCACCCUCCAGCUCCGUGACCCCGAGCAGCAGAUGGAACUGAACCGGGAGUCAGUGCGGGCUCCCCCGAACAGGACUAUUUUCGACAGUGACCUGAUAGACACAUCCAUUUAUAACGCGGGACCCUGCCCGCCGAGCAGUAACUCGGGCAUCAGUGCCACCAGCUACAGUAGCAACGGCCGCAUGGAGGGGCCUCCGCCCACUUACAAUGAGGUCAUCGGCCACUACCCAGGGUCAACGUUUUUCCAGCACCAGCAGGGCCACGGUGUCCAUUCUGUGGUGGGCAGCAGCAGGUCACAGCAACCUCAGAACAAUGGCCUUGAAGGGACAGUGCUCCGGAACAACAAAGAUAAAAAGACGGGACAUCCCUUCUGAGACCAACUUUGUGCACUUCGACGUAAGCCAGAGAGCGUUGGGUGAACAGGAAGAUGAGCCCGGCUGUGCUCACUCUAACCCACUCCCUGCCCCCUGCCCCUACCUCCCACCCCUUCAUCACCAACACCACCACCCACCCUCCCCCAAACACUCCUCCGCUGUAUAAAAUACUUAGUUACAUUACAUCUGAAUUGAAAACUUGAGCAUAAAGAUUCAGAUGGUUCUAUGAGCUACAUUAGAUAAGGGAGUUCAAAUACCCUGUUUAAACUAAGGUCUCGUAACACAAUGUGCGUAAAAUGCUGUCUUUAAUUACCUUAACUUUAAAGAAACAUUUGCACAAAAUUUUAUGUUUGGAAAAAACUUGCAAUAUGUCUAAUGAGAGAUUUGCAUGUGGAAGCAGGCGUAUUUUUGUAACUGAAAUGGCCUAUAUGUUUAGUUCCCAGAUGAGAGAGAUGGCAGUUUUUUUGAGUGUCUCUAACAUUCUGUAUUUAAAAAAAAAAGACAGGGGUUUAGAGUUAUUUAUGAACACUUUUAAAACAUUGCACUAUUUUGUAAUAUGAGUAACAAGCAGAUGCUUGUAAUAGCAAUGGCCUCCAGUGUCUGCCACAGACACACAAGCGAGCAAAUACGGUCUUCAUUAUAGAAAUGCUGAGCUGCGCGCAGCUGUAGGUAAAAUCCUACAGGCCCUGGCUCCAUUGGGAAGAGAAAUUGCAUUUAUACUAGAACUUAGAGCAAAGCUAAAGCAUUACAUGACAUUCAAAAUAAAAUUCUGCUACAAAGCUAGAUAAUGGGAUUUGCAAGGAAGCUUCUCUUGUGGCUCUGAAGUGACAGACCUAAUACUGUGAAUCCAGUGUGCAGUACAGCUUAAACAAAAAACUGUCAGGCUACAAGAUGGUUGGGAAGAUAACCAAAGACACUGAGUCCUUUUUAUGCCCUAGUGUUGGGAGGGGGAAUAAAGCACCAUUGUGACAGUUCUAUUAUCUAUUAGCAGGUGCAUACUUGUACAGAACCAUUUUGUGAGACCAUUCCCUCUGUUAUGGAGACUAGGCUAAUCUUCACUGCCUGAGAGAUGAGGGUGGAGACAGGAGCCCGCCAAAAAUUAGGAACCAGUCUGCGCGUUUUGGCACUCUGACACAGUCAGAGCUAGGUGCAGUUUAUUUCUUACCCCCCCCUCCCCCCACACACAUCCCCAUACCAAGUCUAUGGUUGAAAUAUAGUCUGUAUACAGUGGCUCCACAUUGCAGAGUGAUCCCGAUGUAGUCACCUCAGUUAGCUUUGAGCUCAAAAUUCUCCAUUUAAGGACUUGGGAAAGUGGGAGAAUCAAAAUAGGGAUAAUUGAUUGGGAAAAGGAAGGCAAGAGUGAGAUUUUUUAAAAUUGAAAAUCUUUUGCAAUUUGAUCACCACAAAUAGCUACAAUUUUUUUGAAUUAUGACGGUAGAGAGUCUGACUACUUCCCUCUCUGUGUGAAAUCUCCCACAAUGAUAGAGAAGUUGCUCAGUUGGUUGUGGAGAGGGGAGGAGAUCGCAAUUUGACCCAGAACAAUUAUUCAGAGUGACAUGUUAUGCAGGAGAUUGAGAAUUCUCAUUGGUCAAAAGUCCUGAUAGCUUUCCAUUGCAUUUGGGCAUUUUUUUAAUUGAGUUGCUUUUGAAAUGUUCUUGCCUCUGUCAAGGUAUCUGGUAGGAAGGUUUGAAGAUUUCAGUUGUAACCUGGUGUCUAUAGUAUAAGCUUUCCCUGGUUCUCAGAAUUAGCAGUUUCAGAGACAAAAGCUUCCCCCAAGCCCAACCUUCAAAAUGAGCUCACGCCUCAGAACAGCAUCCAGUUGCAAUUUGUUGCAUUAUUGGCGAAAUAAAGUUGAAAAUGGUGAGUGAAUGUGGUACGAAUCCAUCUUUUCAGUUUAUGGUGGUGCCUAUUACUUCACUCCUUGUGUAUGAUACGUCCUUUGAAGAAUUCUGUAUAGCAAUGGGCUACAAAAAAAGGAAGUUGCUACCUGGUAACUGGAAAUAGAAUUUGGAUGCAUGAGACACCAUUUGCAAAUGGCGUAAAUCACUUUGGAUUUUAGUGUGAUGUCUCGUCCACACCAUUAUUUCCAGUACCCUGGUCUUUUAUGAAUAUAUUUGAAUUGUUCACUUUAAAUCUAUUUUAAUAUCUGCUGCCCCACAUGAUGGGUAACAUGAUCCUGUAACAUUUACUGGCCCAGGUUGAUCUCUUAAAUUGUCCUCACAAAAUUUCAGACCCAUUUUUCAUUGCCAGUACCUUGUUGUAGUGUGAUGCACCGAAACUGGUAUAUGACUGCUGGAAGGAGGGUGCAGAGUUAGUGUGUCUACCCACACUCCUGAAGGUCAGAUACUGUAGCUUGAUUAUUUCCCCAAACACAGAAACAGUUGGUAUCUUUUUAUCCGAACAGCUGGAUCAGAUAGGUGAUCACAUCUCAUCCAGUGUUACUCUUAAACCUCAGUUUCCCAACGCAUGGGCUUGAUUAAAAUAAUCCUGGAGCUGGCGCUACCUCCAGUCAGUGACGCCCUUCACCAAUCCAUUCUCCAAAGGAACAAUCUUACUGGCUAGUGCUUUUCCCCUUUGUUCCUUUUUCAUCCCUUUCUGCUCUCCCGCUGGUGGUUUCCAGCCACGAUUUUCCUUUUAAUCUUUCAGAAAUCCUUCCAUAUGUGUGUUUAUGAAUCGCUGUUGGUGUUCGUCUCUCUGGUGUGGGGAGUGGAAUGCUUGCUCAUGCUGAGAUACAGGAACACCCCCCCCACCCCACUUCCCGAACUGGGGGUUGCAUUGUCUGAAAUUACUGCACUACCCUUUCACCAUCCUGUAUUUAUGAUUUGUGCAUAGUUAUUCAAGUUUUUUUUUUAAUUGCCUGUUUGAGGCAGUUUUUGUUUUGAUGUUGGGCCUAUUGAGAGUUCUACAGGCUGGGAGAGGAACUGUGUGCAAUCUGGAAGGGGAGAAGAGACAUGAGCUUAUUUUUAAGAUUUCAGCUUUGUUAAACCCCUCCCAGGCUCUGUAAAUGUGCCUCGUUUAAAUUGCUGCUUUGACCAAUUCUGGCCCUUCCUUUUCUCUGUCUCUGGUGCUGUGUAUAACUUGAAUAUAUUAUGCAAAUAUCCUAUGCACAUAUUAUGGAUAUUGUAUGAAUAGCAUGUAGUUUAAACAAUAGUGUUAACCAAAAUGAACAGAAUCUGUGACACCAAGCCUGCAGCGCCGUUGCAUACUGUUACAGUCUGAAUCUGUCUGGGCUAGUCGAGAUGGAUUAAAGAGGAACCAUUAAAGGCGUAGUUAUUUUGCCAGGUUUAUUUUCAAUUAUCAUUCUCACAAUAAACGGCAACCAACGAUAAGAGCCUCCAGCCCCUUUCGUUCUUAAUUCUGAUAUACUGAAUUUGGAUUUUUUUUUUAAACUCUUUGGGGCUGUACACGGUGUGUGUAGGUCCUGAAUAAUUCCGAUUGAUGGUUCUAUGGUUGUGGGGUGGACUGAUUGGGGCCGAAGUAGUACAAGGAUCUGGACCAACAGCCAGUCUACCGCCAGGGGAAUUCAGCGGGCCGAGCGGGAGGUUAGGCAUUUCCGAUUACCCUCUUCCCGCGGCGGGCACUGUCAGCCCAGCGGUUCCUCCCAGUCACGGUGUAGCUUUUCAUCAACUCUCAUUAGUACCAUUUCAUUAAAUUCCAACCAUAUCUACUGAAUGUAAUACUGGUGCGAUGGAUAGAGGGAGGGGCGAGAGUGGGUGCUGCUCCAACACUCUGAUUUACUGACCCCCCCCAUUCCUUCCUCCAGAAAGUAGAGCUGGCCGCGGGGCGGAGUUAAAUUAAAGAAACACGUUUGCACUAAACCUGAUCCAAGCCGCUCACUGCUACAAAGGUGUGGUGGUUUACGUUCCCUGCCCUGUGAUUUGCAGAGCAGCACGGAGGUCCUGUGAGGAGACGGCGGUCUGAGGAAUCCCUGCAUACUCUGCCUUCGCUCAUUUCAGCCCCGACCGUAGAAAUAAACGUACUUUAAAAACCGAAAGGCUGGAGUUCACCGCAACAGCCCCAGGUACCUCCCAACAUCUCCCAUUCUCUUUCGCCGGCCUCCGGCGUGGGAAAGGGCUCUGGAGACACUGAGCAUCGUUGUCCCUCGUUACAGUCGUUGGCACCGUUCUCUCUCUGGAGCCCAGAGCAAGCGGCACUGAGAAGUGAUCACCUAUCUGACUGCAGGAAAAUUCCCCCACAAAAGGAUCCGGCCAUUUGGAGAAAUAACUGAUUUACAUGAGCUUGAACCUUCUCCCGACUGUGACCCAGAGUGGAAACUCCCACUGUAGUCCGGGAAAGAGUUCACUUAAGUUAACUCAACGUGAGUGUCUGACACAUACACUCUUCACCGUUCUACUCUUCAGUGACGAAACCAUUAUAGUUGGGGGGAAGAAGCCUUAAGUUUAGGCAAGGCUUUAAUUUUUUUUUAAGUAUUUUUAAGAUCGAGCUUUUUUUCAACAGUCUGCUUACAGUUACUGGUUAAAGUUUGUGUAAAAUAAAUACUGCACUUUUUAAGGUGAGGAAAGGAUAGUUUGUGUAGUGAGUACUGGUCUUUCCAAAGAAGAUCUUUUUAAAGAGCAUGUGACCAAUGUGUUUCUUCACCCCCCCCCCCAAGAACCAGGCUGGCACUGACUAGAUGGGCCGAAGUGUCUCUAUGUAGUCGUCUAUGAUUGAUAAAUGCCCAUUGCUAGUAGGUUACUCGUAUGUCUCCACCAUUGACACAAAGACAUAGACACCGGUGUUGGUUCAGUGAGCCGAGCCGAGCCUCCAGCGUGGGCUUUCGGUGGGAGCAGUAAUGACAGGGGUGAGGUACCCGAGCUGCGUCCCUGAAAAACCGGGUUCCAGACACAGUGCGGUGCUUUAGACACACACCAAACCCCCCCACCGUCCCCGGGACCGCUUACUUUUGUGGUUUAAUAUAUUUGUAAAAUGGUUCAAGUGACAAUAUUAAUCAGUUAUUUUUGUUUUUUUUUGUUUUCAGACGAUUGUGGUCGACUUUAUAGCGACCACAUUUAAAACUACAAAAACACUUUAAAUAAAGAUGAAAAGUUAACGAA